Saccharomyces paradoxus is the source of this 1029-nucleotide messenger RNA. It is a transcript of the gene AIM45, whose product is annotated as Aim45p. Bases 1 to 1029 code for a protein of 342 amino acids. Gene Ontology annotation, cellular component: mitochondrion. Lineage: Eukaryota; Fungi; Ascomycota; Saccharomycetes; Saccharomycetales; Saccharomycetaceae. Gene Ontology annotation, molecular function: flavin adenine dinucleotide binding; electron transfer activity. The transcript has a single exon. The record is from RefSeq and is a predicted model, not a curated record.
AUGUUUAAAUCAUUGACUGCUGUUUUGCCAAAAGCUGGCAAGGCAAAAUUCCUUCAGAAAAGUCACGCAUCCACUUUAGCUUUCAUUGAAAGUUCAAAGGACGGCUCCGUUUCAAGGUCAUCAUUGAGUUUGUUGGCUGCUGCACAAAAGUUAUCUAAUCCAAUCACAGCCAUAAUCACAGGUAGCAGAGCUGAGAAAACUGCCGAAGCGCUAAAAUCUUCUUAUUCAUGCAACAACUUGGAAAAGCUCGUCAUAUUCGAAGAUACAAAAUUAGAUACCUGUCUCCCCGAACAACUAACUCCGCUAUUAGUGAACAUGUUAAAAGGCGGCGACUAUUCACAUUUUGUUGUCUCAAACUCCUCUGUUGGAAAAAGUGUUCUACCUCGCGUGGGGGCGCUCUUGGACGUCCAGCCUGUAUGCGAGGUUUCCGUAAUCAAAGAUCCUAAGACCUUUGUAAGACCAAUUUAUGCAGGUAACAUCAUUUCUACAGUAGAAUGCGCGGCAGAUAAAAAACUAUUGAGUAUUAGGGCAUCAGCUUUUGCUCCAAUUGCGGAAGGCAAUAUGGAUUCUGUUGCUAUUGAGAAGAGAACUGAUAUUCCUCCCUGUGAUUUAGAUGUCACCUGCGUUAAAACUAUUCUAACCAAGAGUGAAAGGCCUGAACUUACUUCUGCAGAAAACGUGGUAACUGGUGGAAGGGCUCUUAAGGAUAAGGAAACAUUUGAUAAACUACUAUCGCCACUAGCCGAUGUUUUACACGCCGCUAUAGGUGCCACAAGAGCGUCUGUUGACAACGGCUUAUGUGAUAAUUCUCUGCAAAUCGGUCAGACCGGUAAGGUAGUCGCACCAAAUUUGUAUAUAGCCGUUGGCGUUUCUGGUGCAGUUCAGCAUUUGGCGGGAAUGAAGGAUUCGAAAGUUAUUGUUGCCAUUAAUAAUGAUCCUGAUGCCCCUAUAUUUAAUGUUGCUGACUAUGGGUUACAAGGAGAUCUUUACAAAAUAGUCCCUGAACUAACUGAAAAACUCCGUAAGUAA